Molecule: messenger RNA, 1629 nt
Organism: Cercocebus atys (sooty mangabey)
Lineage: Eukaryota; Metazoa; Chordata; Mammalia; Primates; Cercopithecidae
Gene: CFAP161
Product: chromosome unknown open reading frame, human C15orf26
Exons: 7
Coding region: 84-989 (301 amino acids)
Biological process (GO): cilium assembly
Cellular component (GO): motile cilium
Source: RefSeq, a predicted model, not a curated record
GCCUCGGGUCGGGUCGUCAUGGCGACGGGCCACGCUAACACCUGGUGGCUGAGGGAGGCCCACUUGCUGAACUGCAAGGCGCGAUGGCGCAGAACUUGUAUGGUCCGGGAGUCCGGAUAGGCAACUGGAACGAGGACGUCUACCUGGAGGAGGAGCUUAUGAAAGACUUCUUAGAGAAGAGAGACAAGGGGAAACUUCUCAUACAGAGACGUAGAAGACUAAAACAGAAUCUUUUGAGACCGAUGCAACUUUCCAUGACUGAAGAUGGUUAUAUUCAUUAUGGUGACAAGGUGAUGCUUGUGAAUCCUGAUGAUCCUGACACGGAAGCUGAUGUGUUUCUGGGUGGGGACCUGAGCCUGUGUAUGACUCCAGAUGAAAUUCAGUCCCAUCUGAGAGAUGAAUUAGAGGUACCCUGUGGCCUGAGCGCAGUUCAAGCUAAGACCCCAAUUGGCAGAAACACUUUUAUCAUUUUGAGCGUACACAGAGAUGCCACUGGUCAAGUCCUUAGAUAUGGGCAGGACUUUUGCCUGGGGAUAACAGGAGGAUUUGACAACAAAAUGUUGUAUUUAUCAAGUGACCACAGGACCCUCCUAAAAUCGUCUAAGAGGUCUUGGCUCCAGGAAGUGUACCUAACAGAUGAGGUCUCCCAUAUGAACUGCUGGCAGGCUGCCAUCCCUGACCCCCAGUUACGCCUGGAAUAUGAAGGCUUCCCCGUCCCGGCAAAUGCUAAAAUUCUCAUCAAUCACUGUCACACAAAUCGGGGACUGGCAGCCCACCGGCAUCUUUUCUUAAGCACCUAUUUUGGAAAGGAGGCUGAGGUUGUAGCUCACACAUACCUGGAUUCACACAGAGUUGAAAAACCAAGGAACCACUGGAUGUUGGUUACUGGGAAUCCCAGGGAUGCCUCUUCCACCAUGUUGGAUCUGCCCAAACCGCCCGCAGAGGACACUCGAGCCAUGGAGCAGGCCAUGGGCCUUGACACGCAGUAACGCGCCAAGCACGUGCAUGUUUUCCCUGGUCCCGCUCUCAUCAAUGUAGCUUUAAAAGAAAUUAACAAACUUGGUCAUGCCUCAAGCUAUUUUUGAAUCAGAUGUGGAACUCUCUGAGCACUAUAUUAAAACAAAGAUUACAUUAAGAUUAUUGAAUUUGUGGUGACAGUCUAGGGCUGAAAAAAACAGCUCUGGAGAAUAAAUAGUAUUGGAAAGUGACAAACAAUGGCCCUUUGUUGACAAACAAAUUCUGAAGAACUCAGCUUCCUCUACUUAUAUCCUUCAUUGUCUACAAGGACAAUGCAUUACUUUUCAAAGUUAUGUCUAUGUAAUUAAGCUGUAGGAACUAUACUGAAUUUUUAGUACCACAUUUUCCCUCUUAAAUGUACUAAAACACAAAAAACUGACAGCUGUGAGCUGUGGCCUUACCUUGGAAUUAAACAUUUAUAUCUUUGUAAAACAUCCUAUUUUUGUUUCUACCUUUGGCUUUCGAGGUCAGGACCUCUACCUGAUCAGUAACCUAUUAUUUUGUAAUGAUUUUUAAACUACAAAAUCUCUGCCUUGUCUUUGAAACUGGCACAUUAGUUGUGACACCCAUGUGAUUAGAUAAUUCCUGACAAAGUAAAUGUAUGUCCUUCCA